AUGGAAGCAUGGCAGUUCAUGACUGGCACGAGACCCUGCCUCGGGGGGGACUUGUGGCAAGAAGUUGCUGGUCAAGCUAGCUUCGAGCAACCAGAGCAAGGCAGAGCCAUCGUCUUCAUCUUACACGACUGGUGGAGCUCCUGCAAUCUGGUGCAGGAUGUGGGUGUAGCGCCAGCCAUCCGAAUCCGACGACACCCUAGCUUCCUAAGCGCCGGUUGGCCGGCCGUGUCUGGCCCCGUCUGCAGCCCCGGCCUAUCAGAGCGGCCGGUCUGCAUCUUGACUGCACACCUCGCCGACAAUUGCCAUGCCCUUGUCCCUCCAUCUUGCUCUCUUGCUUCCAGCUGGACCUAUUAA
This is a messenger RNA of Colletotrichum destructivum, 354 nucleotides long. RefSeq lists its product as uncharacterized. Lineage: Eukaryota; Fungi; Ascomycota; Sordariomycetes; Glomerellales; Glomerellaceae. The coding region runs from base 1 to 354 and encodes 117 amino acids. The transcript has 2 exons. The record is from RefSeq and is a predicted model, not a curated record.